AUGGCACAAAAACAAUUAACAGAAAAAUMCUAUGAUAAAARCCAUGUUUUUGUUUUACAAGAUAGCAAUGGCUUUCAUGUAAUGCUGCGCCAUAAACUUGGAAAGRARAGCAGAACACUGRAGACAAGGAAAAAYKAUAUUUCUUCGCGAAAAAMUGCUGAUAGCCUUUCCCUGGGCACKGAAACAAGUCCUUYWUCAGAGUACCCUUUGAAGAGCAAGUCAUUGUCAGCCGCAAAGCUAAUCGACUGUUAUUUAUACAUAGGAACAUUACAUAUURAUGAGAAAAAUGUCCUUUCCGUACUCGAAAUAGCUCUACGACUAGGGCUGACCGCUGUACAAGACGCCUGCAUGCUCCUUCUCWCCAAGUCACUUASAUUUGGGAACUGKAAUGAAGUGUUUCGUCUUGCUAAAGACUAUCGCAAUAAUACAUUGAAGAAUGCCUUGACGAAAUUCAUGAACCAGCACUUUUCAAAGUGUUUCACAAGAAAAGAUUUCUUAACUCUGACUGGAUCCUUGACACGAAGCAGACUUGAUCGACAAAGUCUGAAGUUUCUUCUACGACGGUUSAACGCGGGAAAAACGACGAAAAACAUGCUAAAAUUCAUGUCAGAAGUACUCAGUAGCGAAGCAAAGAUGUGGGGAUGUUGUUUUAAAGAGUAUCUAAAAAACAGUGAUAAUUUGCGAGCAAAGGARACUGCUGUGCGUCACAAUGUUGYCAYCAMGAAUAGCAAUYCUCAAAGUCACACCUUUUUAAACAACUUAGCAAUACAGCCUUCAAGGUCCAACSUCCUUUAUUCUCCAAUCAAUACAAUGUUAACCCAAGGGAUCGURSUUGCUGGAGGUAUUACAGACGUGCAGAAUSCUAAACCCAUARACUCKGUAUUCUUGUAUGAYCCGAGAAGUAGUAGAUGGYGUACWCUUCCAUCCAUGUCCCGUCCAAGGUAUAAUCACUCCCUUAUUUCUUUCAACGGUACAGUGUUUGCUAUAGGAGGCAGCACWAUUUCAAGGGAUAACGCUCUAAUUGAGACUAAACGAGACAUCAGUAUCACUGACACUAUGUUUAACUCUUCCAUUAUUCAGACUCAAACUAACUCGGUCGAACACUACUCGAUGGAACUUAACAAAUGGGUUGAAAUGYUACCGAUGAUUUUAUCCCGAGAGGAGCACUCUGCUGUAGUCGUUAGCAAUCAGGUGUUCAYAAUUGGCGGCCAUGAUGGAGUCAGYCAGUUGUGUUCAGUCGARAAGUACGAUCUCAYYAGYGGUCWGUGGUCACUGGAGAAACCUAUGACACGUCUGCACACCGGAGCUGGCGCGGCUACUGAUGGCAGAYACAUCUACGUUGUUGGWGGAUACGAUGGAAUCACGUGGCUAAAUAGKCUGGAAUGUUACGAUACGUUGACGAAGAGCUGGUCAMGUGACAAGCUCUCUCCCAUGAGCGAAAGGCGUGGCUAUGCUGGGGUUGAGAUGUUGAAAGAUGAAAUUUUUGUGUUUGGAGGAACAAAUGGCUCCAAUCAUCUAAAAACGUGUGAAGUGUUUAAUCUUGGUAAGAMAGAAUGGAGAAAAGGACCUCCUUUGAAUCAAGCAAGACUCAAUGCAGCUCACUGCGUUYAYGAUGAUAAAAUUCUAGUCAUGGGAGGAGAGUGURAUGGAAGGUUUCUUGAUACGGUGGAACAGCUUAACAUCAGCCAGUGGGAAUGGAGAAYCGUUGGUAAAUUACCGAUCAAAGUUGCUGGUUUGCAAUGUGCCGUUUUGGCUAAAUAUAAAUGA
This is a messenger RNA of Exaiptasia diaphana, 1767 nucleotides long. Its product is annotated as kelch-like protein 28. The record is from RefSeq and is a predicted model, not a curated record. Gene Ontology annotation, molecular function: protein binding. NCBI's taxonomy places the organism in Eukaryota, Metazoa, Cnidaria, Anthozoa, Actiniaria, Aiptasiidae. The transcript has a single exon. The coding region runs from base 1 to 1767 and encodes 588 amino acids.